Molecule: messenger RNA, 2421 nt
Organism: Haplochromis burtoni (Burton's mouthbrooder)
Lineage: Eukaryota; Metazoa; Chordata; Actinopteri; Cichliformes; Cichlidae
Gene: ywhaz
Product: tyrosine 3-monooxygenase/tryptophan 5-monooxygenase activation protein, zeta polypeptide
Exons: 6
Coding region: 140-949 (269 amino acids)
Biological process (GO): signal transduction
Cellular component (GO): cytoplasm
Source: RefSeq, a predicted model, not a curated record
UGAGCGGGAGAGAUCAUCAGCUGUGCGGCCGGGAAUCAGGAACAACACCGUCUAACGACACUCGCAGGUUAGUUACAUCUAUUUACUGCUGUUGCUCGGUGGUGUUUUUAUCCAAAGAGUCCCUGCUUGUGCUUCUGUCAUGGCAGACAGAGAGGAGCUGGUACAGAAGGCCAAACUGGCCGAGCAGGCUGAGCGCUACGAGGACAUGGCUGCAGCCAUGAAGGCUGUCACAGAGCUGAACCAGGAGCUCAACAACGAGGAGCGCAAUCUGCUCUCUGUUGCCUACAAGAAUGUGGUCGGAGCUCGAAGGUCCUCCUGGAGGGUGAUCUCCAGCAUCGAGCAGAAGGCUGAAGCCGAAAAGAAGGCUGAAGCCGAAAAGACGCCUGAAAGCGAAAAGACGCCUGAAAGCGAAAAGAAGGCCACGCUGGUCAAGGAGUACAGAGAGAAGAUCGAGGGGGAGCUCAAAGAGAUCUGCCAGGAAGUUCGGGACCUGCUCGACAAAUAUCUGAUCCCCAAAGCAUCAGGCGCAGAGGGCAAAGUCUUCUACCUGAAGAUGAAGGGAGACUACUUCCGCUACCUGGCUGAGGUGGCUACCGGAGCCGAGAGGAACGAAAUUGUUAAGAACUCACAAGGUGGCUACCAGGAUGCCUAUGACAUCAGCCUAAAGGAAAUGGAGGCUACACAUCCCAUCCGCCUGGGCCUUGCGCUGAACUUCUCCGUCUUCUACUACGAGAUUGCAAACCUGCCUGAGGAGGCUUGCAAACUGGCCAAGACGGCCUUUGAUGAUGCCAUCGCCAAGCUGGACUCACUCAACACUGAAUCUUACAAAGACAGCACCUUGAUCAUGCAGCUGCUCCGUGACAACCUGACUCUGUGGAUGUCGGACCCAAGCGGUGAGGGCGGGAUUGAGGUAGAAGAGGGGGAGCAGCCAGCUGAAGACAAGAACUGAACUUCAGACGAGAAAAGAAACCCCACAGUUUUCUUUCCUUUUUUUUUUUUUUUUUUAACCUCUCACCAGCCUAAGUUGUGUGUGGUUGUGUGUCCACAUACAUGCACAAAUAUGUAUGUUUACACUCCACUCUGUGUGUAAAGUACAGUAUGUGUGUGCAGAUACAUUGAAGCAUUGAAGUGUAUGUGUUAAGUGUAUCAACACCUCCACAGGGAAAAGAAUGGAAUAGAUUGGUUGUUUUUAUUUUUUUUAACAUAACUCAUUGUGUGACCCAGUGGAUGUUCAUUUCCUUUAGAAUUCUUUUCCUUUAAAUAAUUUUGUCUCUUUUAGUCCAAAUGAAAUCCCUCCUUUGGAUCCAAAUCUGCCCCAUUCUCUCCAACCUUAUUCACUGUAGCAAACCGCUGCUGUUGCAGGAAAGCAAACCAACCAACCUCGAAGUGUAACUUUGAUAAUAAUUUGUAUGUUUUUACUUGAACUGAACAUUUACAACCUUUGUGACACUUUAGUCCACAAAACUCCUUUGAGGCACGUGUUAAAAAGGAAAAAAAUGGUCACAGUAGUCUGAAUUCAUUACUUUUUUUCUUCAUCUGACAAUAGCAGUACACACAUACUGUUGGCAGGUUUCACCUAUUACGGUAUUGCUUGUAUCCAUACGGCCCUGUCAGUGUCCAGUGUAGCAGGUAGAGAUUUUUUUUUUUUUUUUUUUUUUUAAAAUGGAUGGUACAUGUGUCAUGGCUCAAUGGGUUUUUACAGUGCUUUCAGGCAUAGGAAAGGUUUUCUAUAUGAAUGACCACUUACAAAAGCUGUAAUUUACUUUUGGUUUGUUGAGAGGGUUACAUUCCAUUUUACUGACAUCUUUUCACUCAUCAGUGAAACGAGUAGACUGUAAUGUCCUGCAGUUUUGCAUACCACGUGACAAGCUAUAUAGACAGCCUAAGAUAAAGUUAACAACUUGAUAAAAUGGCUCGAUACUGUAACUUUUGAUAUUUUAUCUCUUCAGCAGUGCAGAGGAUACUUUUUGCCAUGUGCUUUUAUGUGGCUUUCUACUCUUUUUCUAUUCAGGUGUUUUUUGUAUUUUCUUUUGUUUAUUUUAUUCCCUUAUUGAGUAUUGAUUUGACUCCUGGAAUGUAUGUGGUUCUCAGUAGUCUGGUGUGAGGGUUAGGCAUCGCUUUUAAAACUGGCAAUCUCUGCUUAGGAUUAGGUGGAAUACAGUUACAUUUAUCUUCCUUGAAAGUACAUUUUGAAAAGGCAAAAUUUCAAACCAUGGCAAAUAUAAAAAUGAGAAUUUUAGGUAAGUUGAUAGGAAAUUGCAUUAAGGUCAUUUAGUGAUCACAAAGUAGUGCCAGUUUCUUCUAAGUACAGUAUCUUGGUUUUAAAAAAAAGUUGGGAUGCAGAAUUCGGCGAGUAACGCUCUUGGGUAUGUUAUUUGGUUAUGUGCUUUCAUGUAAGUGGAAUUAAAACAUUCAAAUUAA